This is a messenger RNA of Chondrus crispus (carragheen), 2355 nucleotides long. RefSeq lists its product as hypothetical. The record is from RefSeq and is a predicted model, not a curated record. Bases 1 to 2355 code for a protein of 784 amino acids. NCBI's taxonomy places the organism in Eukaryota, Rhodophyta, Florideophyceae, Gigartinales, Gigartinaceae. The transcript is spliced from 4 exons. Gene Ontology annotation, molecular function: serine-type endopeptidase activity.
AUGCUGCAAAGGCCCAGCCUCCCCCCCAUUGCGGAGGUCGCCGCCCCGGAGCUUCGCUUGGCCGGCUUUCGCAUCAACGCUAAUACGUACGCCCCGAGCAGGGCCGACUACUACGUCGGCAUGUCCAUGCAGAGGGUCGACGACCCGAAUAGGACCACCUUGCCCAUCUCAGGCUUGCCGCCGCCGCCGUCAAGGACCGCCUUUCUGGAGAUGGGCUAUGUACGCUGGGCCCCGGAUGGCUCCAGGUUCGCCUUCUGCAUCUACGACCACCUGUUCGGCCUGGAGCUGUGGGUCGUCAACGUCGACACCCGCCGCGCGGAGUGCGUGCUUCCGGGCAUUCGCUUGAAUGCUGUGUGUGGUGAACCGUUCACGUGGAGCGCAGACUCGCGCAACAUCAUCGCCAAGUUUGUGGUCGAGGACCGUCGCGCCCCGGAGAUGUCGCCCGUACCGGUGGGGCCCGUCGUGCAGGAGAACACGUCGUCCAAGCCGGCCCCGUCGCGCACGUUCCAGGACUUGCUGAGGUCGAGGUAUGACGUCAAGCUGUUCGAACACUACACUACGUGCCAACUCGGCCUGGUCGACACGGACGCCUUUGAGAUGCGCCCGCUGGGCGCGCCGGCCGCGUUCCGGAGGGCCUCGCCGUCGCCGGACGGCACCUACCUGCUCAUCGACGCCAUGGUGCCGCCGUACGCCUACAUGAUGCCCGCGGGCCGCUUUCCGAGGAAGAUCGAGGUGUGGGACGCAGCGUCCGGGGAGAUUGCCUGCGUCGUCGCCGAGAUCCCGCUGCAGGACAAGAUCCCGAUCGCCUUCGACGGCGUCGGCGAAGGGCCGCGCGGCAUCGGGUGGCGCGCAGACUCGCCGGCCACCAUCUACUGGGCGGAGGCGCAGGACGGCGGCGACCCCAACGUUGAGGCCGACAUCCGCGACUGCGUGUUCAGCCUGCCCGCGCCGUUCACCGGGUCGCCGCGGAAGCUGGCAAGCCUGGCGUGGCGGUACAGCGGCAUCAUCUGGGGGAGCGAGACCGUGGCCCUCAUCUCCGAGCGGCGGUACAAGACGCGGUCCGCGCGCUCGUAUCUCAAUUGGGAAGACCGGUACAACGACGCCGGCAGCGUGUGUACGACACGCAACGCAGCGGGCAAGGGGGUGAUGCGGCUGAUCUACCCCAGCGGGCGCAAGGCCGAGGCGGGGGCGGAGGCCGGGGGUAGCACGGAUGUCGGGCGGCCGUUCCUGAUGCUGCAGGGGGCCGGGGCGUCCAAGGACGGGGACAGGCCGUUCCUGAGCCUGUUCGACACGGUGACCGGGGCCAAGACAAAGCUGUGGGAGAGCUCGCCGCCCAUGUUGGAAUCGGUGGCGGCCGUGCUGAAGGAGGACGCGGGGACGGGGGCGCCGCGCGAGGUGCUGGUGCGGCGCGAAAGCCCCAAGGAGAACCCCAACUUCUUCGUGGUGGACGUGAGGAAGGCAGCAGAACGGGUCGCUGUACCUGCCGCCGGGGUACUCGCAGGAGCGGGACGGGCCGCUACCGGUGUUCAUGUGGGCGUACCCGCGCGAGUACAAGUCUGCGCAGUUUGCCGGGCAGACGCGCGGGUCGCCGUUCCGGUUUGUGCGGCUGGCGCGGACGCCGCUGUACUGGCUGACGCGCGGGUACGCGAUCCUGGACGGGCCCGAGAUGGCGAUCGUGGGGUCGGGGGCGGGCGAGGCCAACGACACGUACGUGGAGCAGCUGGUGCUGAGCGCGGAGGCGGCGGUGGAGUACCUGGUGCAGCGCGGGGUGGGCGACCGCGCGCGCAUGGCGAUCGGCGGGCACUCGUACGGGGCGUUCAUGACGGUCAACCUGCUGGCGCACGCACCGGAGCUGUUCUGCUGCGGGGUGGCGCGGUCCGGGGCGUACAACCGGACGCUGACGCCGUUCGGGUUCCAGAGCGAGGAGCGGACGCUGUGGGAGGCGCGGCGCGUGUACGAGCGGAUGUCGCCGUACAUGUACGCCGACCGCGUGCAGAAGCCGCUGCUGCUGACGCACGGCGACGCCGACCAGAACGCAGGCACGUUCCCCAUGCAGAGCGAGCGCCUCUACCAGGCGCUCAAGGGACACGGAAAGGUGUGCCGGUACGUGUCCCUGCCGCACGAGGGGCACGGGUACCGCGCGAGGGAGUCGGUGCUGCAUGUGCUCGCCGAAAUGACCGACUGGCUCGACCGGUACUGCAAGGGCUGACUGCAAGGGCUGCUGCUGACCUCAGCCCCUUGCGGUACCGGUGGGGGCGGCGCGUGUGGGUGGGGCGGCGCGUGGCAUGUUGGUUGAGUGUGUUUGGGGCCGUUGGUGAGAUUCAGGUGCAGAAAGCGAAGUGCAAGGGAGGCUAG